AUUGAGAAGCAGUCAUUUCUAUUUGCCAAAAUGAAGAUAUGGCUACUUAGGCUGAGAAUAUUAUCGACGGCAUUGAUGUUGUACUCAUGUCAAGCAACCGGCAAUCUCCACCCGCUGAUUUUAGUGCCCGGGAAUGGUGGAAACCAGCUAGAAGCCAGGCUAACUCGUGGGUACAAGCCCACGAGCCUGGUGUGCAAUCGUUGGUACCCGCUGGUGAAGCAAAAGGAUGGAUGGUUCAGGCUCUGGUUUGAUCCUAGCGUCUUACUGGCACCAUUCACAGAGUGCUUUGCUGAUCGUAUGAUGCUUCAUUACAACGAAGAAUCAGAUGAUUACUUCAACGCCAUUGGGGUUGAAACCAGAGUCCCUAAUUUUGGCUCUACUCAGUCUCUUCUCUACCUUGAUCCCAACCUCAAGCACGUUACGGAGUACAUGGCAACGCUGGUGGAAUCUCUGGAGGAGAUUGGCUACGUCGACGGUGAAACACUUUUUGGAGCUCCAUACGAUUUUCGAUAUGGGUUAGCUGCAGAAGGUCACCCAAGCAAGAUUGGCACAAAGUUCUUGCAAGAUUUAAAAGAAUUAAUAGAGAAAGCAAGCAGUGUUAAUGGAGGAAAGCCAGUGAUAAUUCUCUCACACAGCCUAGGGGGCCUUUUUGUGCUGCAACUUCUCAACCGAAACCCACCAUCUUGGCGAAAAAAAUUUAUCAAACACUUUGUAGCACUAUCUGCGCCAUGGGGUGGUGCUAUAGAAGUAAUGCUUACUUUUGCUUCUGGGAAUACACUGGGAGUGCCAUUGGUUGAUCCACUGCUGGUAAGGGAAGAGCAGAGAAGCUCAGAGUCUAACUUAUGGCUUCUGCCAAAUCCUAUCAUAUUUGGGACAAAACAACUCGUUAUUACUCCAAAUGCUAGUUAUUCAGCCAAUGAAAUAGCACAAUUUCUUGAGAAUAUUGGGUUUUCAGAAGGGAUUCAUCCUUAUAAAUCUCGCAUUUUGCCUUUGAUUGAGAAGACAAUUGCUCCCGAGAUUCCCAUUACGUGUAUAAUUGGGAGUGGUGUGAGGACAGCAGAGACAUUGUUGUAUAGGAGAAAUGGGUAUGAUGAGCAGCCAGAAAUUGUGUAUGGAGAUGGAGAUGGCACGGUGAACAUGGCUAGCUUGUUGGCGUUGGAAUCUCUGUGGACUGGGAAUAAAAAUCAAUACGUUAAGGUAAUAAGAAUUGGUGGGGUUUCUCAUACAUCAAUACUUAAACAGGAUAUUGCUCUUGAUGAAAUUAUAGGAGAAAUUUCUUGCAUUAAUUCUAAUGCAAUGAGAACAGCAGUUUGAAGAUUUGAUUUGCAUGAUAGAGAAUGUAAUCUAAUUUGGUUUGUAGCAGGCAUUUUAAACUGUUCAUAUGAAUAAUGAUACAUAUCGGCUCCUUGGAACU
Messenger RNA from Manihot esculenta (cassava), 1414 nucleotides. RefSeq names its product lecithin-cholesterol acyltransferase-like 1. NCBI's taxonomy places the organism in Eukaryota, Viridiplantae, Streptophyta, Magnoliopsida, Malpighiales, Euphorbiaceae. Gene Ontology annotation, biological process: lipid metabolic process. Bases 31 to 1314 code for a protein of 427 amino acids. The transcript has 2 exons. The record is from RefSeq and is a predicted model, not a curated record.